CUUCCUUUUUCAGCAUGUCUCUGCUUCUCAGUCGGCUAUGCUUUAGUAAAUCUGCGAGACUACCUUUUCUUAUUCUCUCUAAUGGCUUCUCAUCUUCCUUGCGUCAAACCCCUCCUUGUUCCAUCAUCAGAGCUGAACUUUGUGGACCUGAUAUGGGCAAACUGAUCAUUUUCAAUGCUAAUGAAACUGACUACACUCACUUAGAUAAGAAGGUGCCUCUGGAGUUGAUGGAGCAAAUGGGAACGGUAGCUUCAUCAAAUGGUUGGGUAGUUACUCUUAAGGAAGACGGCAUAUUGCGUCUCCAAGACGAUCUCAACCCUGUUGCGUCGGAUACAAACCCCAGACGCAUCCCUUUGCCUCCCCCUGUAACUCUGCCUCACUGCCAAACCAAAAUCAUCACCAACGUGUCAAUGUCCUCAUCUUCCCCUGAGGAUGAAGACUGUGUGGUGGCCGUCAAGUUCUUAGGACCUCAGAUCAGCUUUUGCAGACCGGCUCAGAGCAACUCCGAGUGGACCAACAUCAUGAUCGAGAACCCCUGCUUCUACUCCUCACGAGUAAUGUUUUCUAAGAAAGAUGAAAUGUUUCUCAUGCCUGGCUCUGGAGGCCACCUCAUUGGAUCAUGGGAUCUCCGAAAACACAAACCUAAAACAAAGAUUAGGAGGUUGCGAUUUCGAGACCUCCCCGACCUGACCAAGACCAAACGGGAGAUAUUGCAUUCGUGCUGCAAGAGCGAACACUUGGUAGAGUCAAGAAUCACGGAUGAGAUUUUCUUGCUUAAGCAGUACAGGAAGACCACCUCCAAAACCGUCAAGGGUGUUGCACAAAUGAAAACAGAAGCUUUGAUGGUGUUCAGACUUGACGAAGAAGGAAACGCUGUUUACACUAAUGACAUUAAAGGUCUCUGCAUUUUCCUCUCAAAGGCUGAACCAUUUUGUACCCAUGCUGGCUUAUUUCCUGGUCUGAGCCUUAACGUCGUCAAAGUCUUGGACGUGGACGAAACUGGCUUUGUCGGACUGUACAAUUCCUUCAUCUGUACUUGGAAUUCUACAUUCAGCGUCCCUUACCAUAUUACACCUCAAAAUAUAGACUAGAGUCCCAUUCCAUAAUAU
This is a messenger RNA of Raphanus sativus (radish), 1109 nucleotides long. RefSeq lists its product as uncharacterized. The record is from RefSeq and is a predicted model, not a curated record. The coding region runs from base 15 to 1091 and encodes 358 amino acids. The transcript has a single exon. Lineage: Eukaryota; Viridiplantae; Streptophyta; Magnoliopsida; Brassicales; Brassicaceae.